Messenger RNA from Platichthys flesus (European flounder), 1283 nucleotides. RefSeq lists its product as uncharacterized. The transcript is spliced from 4 exons. Lineage: Eukaryota; Metazoa; Chordata; Actinopteri; Pleuronectiformes; Pleuronectidae. The coding region runs from base 1 to 1182 and encodes 393 amino acids. The record is from RefSeq and is a predicted model, not a curated record.
AUGGCAAUGUUUGGGAAGGUUUUGGAGCCUGUGGGCUACAUGCAAACUGUGAGGGUCCUCGUUCAGGGCAUCUGCUCCUACCUGGGCGGCAGUGCCACAGCAGAGGAAAUGGAUCUGGCCAAGAAGAACCUGGACCACAUUGAUCAGGAGCUGGCGGCUUCAGGUCACGGCCUGCUCGACGACCAGGAGGUCCACCGGCUUGAGGACGACCUGGCGGUGGUCUACUACCAGCUGGGAACAGCGGUGAGGGCCCAGUCCGAUUUCACCAAGAAGGAGAUAGAGGUGUUCCUGCAGUACGUACAUGACCACCGCCUGGAGAGGCAGCUGACAGCGCUUUACAACCGCCUGAUGGGAGUGUCAGCGCUGACUGACCAGCCCACCCUGCUGGAGCAGCUCAUACUGACCCGCAAGCCCAAACGCUGGGAGCUGAAGGAGUUCUGCGUCAAGGUAAACUUUGUCCUGGGCACCGGCCUGCUGUGUCUCUUCACGCAGGCUUCUCUGACAGGCAGAGAUCAGGCUCUGCUGAUGAAGAUCUGGUCUGACCGUAUGGGCGCCCUCUACAGGAAGAUGAAGAACAUGGGCGACCGCUGCCUGGGAUACUUCCUGGAGCAGGCGGAAGGGGAUAUUAGGCUACAAUUAAACGAAGCCGUGCAGAACCGUGCACCCCCUGAAGAGGCAGCAACUGGCAUCCUGAAGACCCUGGAGAAGAACUAUGAUUGGCUGCGCUGGGCAGUGAUGCUCCACCCCACCAUGGGACCUCUGGAGGAUGAGCAGAUCGAGGAGACAGAAGAGGCAAAGGAAGAAGCACCAGUGGAGCAGCCGCCCAACAAUUUGCUGUCAGUGGCAUCUGAAGCUCCAAUCCCCCACGUGGUAGCUUGCUACCGUGACACGCCGACGUCACUGGACAAGAGUCGUAUCCAUCAACUCAUCGUGGACCUGGAGUGGAAGAUCCCAAACCCACCCCCUGAAGUGUACGCCUCCAUCGAGGAGGACCCAGGAAGGGCGCGGCGCUACCUGGCCUCACGCAUGCUGAAGAAGCUGCAGGAGGGGCUGGGCUCUGGCGUGGCGGUCCACGUGGUUCCGGGUAGGAUGGAGAUGAAGUGCAACUUCCCUCAAGCCUCCUACUACCUCUACGAGUACAAACACCGGCUGGCUUCGGGUACCGUGUGCGUGUUUGGAUGAAAGGGAAACGGGGAGGAUACGACCUGUUGUUUUCACACAGAUGUUUCAUAAUCAUAUUAAAGUAUAUGCUUUAUUUUUGUUGCUUUCACAAUGACAUUAAU